Messenger RNA from Oryctolagus cuniculus (rabbit), 2678 nucleotides. The record is from RefSeq and is a predicted model, not a curated record. Lineage: Eukaryota; Metazoa; Chordata; Mammalia; Lagomorpha; Leporidae.
ACAGGGAGACUGGCAAAAUGUGACAGCUGCGGACUACGGUUCCCUCCCAGCCAGAGGAAAUCACUGGGUGUAUUUUUGGGGGGAAGGCACGGAGGCCACCUCCCUACUCCCUGUGUCUGCUUGGGGGCGGGGCCUACAGGGGAAGUUCUGGCUCACUUCCCCAUGGAAACCAUCCUGUUAGGGGUGAAGGGUGGAGAGCCCAUGUUUCAGUCACUGAGAGCUUAGGGGAACCCUGGCUCCAGUCCCCAGCUGCUGAGAGCUGGGCUGGUGUAGAAGGCACAGCAGCCGCCCCUCAUCCUCUGCCCCUCGCCCACCCCUCUCCCGGCUUUCACCCCUGCCCACCCUUUUCCCAGUGCCCCGGUCCACCUCCAGCCCCCCAGCCCUGGCUGCCUGGAACAUAAACAGACUCCUGGCUUCACUUCCUGCUAUUCAGGGUCCCGCCACGCCGGGGAACAGGAAUCAAGAUUGUUUAGAUUGGGGUCUGGAUAGAAUAGGCAAGGAGUCACGCAGGGCAGGGAAUCGGGGCAGCCGGCAGCCAGUGUGGGGUCUGGAGACGGAGUUCUAGGAGCGCACCUUGGAAACCACAGAAUCCAGCCCCGUGAUGUAGAGCAGGUGUGAGGGGGUGGGGAGUAAGGCUCAGACAGGGCAGGAGACUUGUCCAGGGUCACAGGGCCCUUGGGAAGAGCUCCAGGCGCCCACACGCCUUCCACUCUCUCUCUCGCCCCAGUAGUGGCUGCCCUACCCACCCCCGCGCCCCCGUCUGGCGCUGGCUCACGCCAGGCAAAAAGGAACCUCUCUGCUCUGCUCCACCACCCCGGGAGUGUCUGGUGCCAACUCUGCUCUGUUCCCUGGGCCCCUCCUGUCCCCGGGAACUGUCCUGCAAAGGGUGUAGGAGGGCCAGUGACACGAGGGAAGCGAAACACACCUAAACGCCCAAUGCGUGACUUUCGGUGGCUGGCCAGGGCUGGCCGAACUGCUCCAGCCGGGUCAGACACAGAAAGCGGGGGCUCAGGCUACAGCAAGAAGCAUCGUGGUCAGACGGCGCCCAGGACUUCCUGAAGGGUACAGAGUGUGCUGGCGUCGGUCUGGGGCCAGGUAGCAUGGUCAGAAUCACCCAUCUUAUGUUAUCUGUGGCCAGCAUUACAAGACGGGAAAAAAACGUAUCUCAGUGGGUAUACAGUAAGUACUCAAUAAAUGCUGGCUAUUUCUAACAAUCCAAGGAGCUGGAGGACAACUAGGGCAGCGUGGGGUCAGAAAGCUGAGACCUUACCCACACAUGGAGUGCCAGCUGCUGUCCCAAACAGAAAAGGGGGUGGGACUGACUGAAAACGGGUCCCUCCGGCCUGGGUCCUCGAUGGGAGGCCGUGGCCAGGGUGCCCAGGCAGGGUCAAGGUGGGUUUUGCGGGAUGGAGUCUCCGCAGUGGCAGACCCCUCCAGCAGGGAGGGCCUGGGACGGGUGGGCUCCGAGGGGGACUCCACCGCACUGGAAGUGGCCCAUGGCCCCCAGGUGGCCCGGAGGGGCAUGUGAUGGCGCCUCCGCGGGCCAAGAAAGACCCAUUCACGGAUGCGGGUAGAACAGAGGCGCUCUGGGAGUGGCCCCCCCAUCAGCUGGCGGCAGCAGAGUUUCCCGCGUCCCAGGCCCAGGUGGGUCACCGGCAGACCCGCGCAGACAGCGGUGAGGGCCACCCUGCCCUCCAGCACGGGCCCUGCCAGGACCUCCCAGAGGCCUCGCUGACCCGCCCAGAGGAAGGGCCCCCUGCGGCGGGGGUCUGGCCGUCCGCACCCGGUCCCGCCCGCCCGCCGACCUCCACUCACCUCUGGGCCUGCGGGGCGCGGCGGGCCGCGUCCCCUCCCCGACGGCGGCCGCGGACGCGCGACGACGAGAACGGGACGGCGGCCGGGGUCCGGGCGCGGCCCUGGACAGGGCUGGGAUCGGUUCGGGCUCUGCUCGGCGCGGCUGGCGCGGCGGCCUCUCAGGACUGGGAAGGGGGCUGGAGCAAAAAUGUUUCUUAUUCCAGCGUCUUCCUGCCUGGCCCGGCUCCACCACUCCCUCCUAAUAAACCGUUUCCUAUUGCCCAGCUCUCCGCCAGGCAGCCCGCCGGCCCCUUGCGGGGCUGCAGGGCCCGCCCUCCUCCAUGGCUGCUGGGACCCCCAGCGCAGCCGCCCCUCACUCCCCAGGGAAGCCCCAGCCCAGUCUCCCACAUCCGCCUGCCUGAGCGGGGCGGGCCUUGGCCCGCGGGGGGUCUUGAGGGCGCCUGGCCCAGAGCUGUGGGGGCUAGAGCAGAGAUGGGGCCGCUCCUAGCAGCUGAGGGGCCUGGGGGGUGGGGAGGAGGAGAAGGAGGAGGGUCAGUUACCUGGCAGGGCAGAAAAUGGGGUCUGGACGUUUUGGCUCCACCCUUGGGGACUCCCCAGUGCUUGGGACUCCUCCUUUGGGCCCCUCCCAGUGUCCACUCGCCCCAGCCCAGGGACAAGCAGGCCCCAGGUGGGUGACUCUGGGUCACUGAUGAGGGUAGCCUGAGCCACUCUGGGCACCCCAGCUCUCUACCCCAGGGUGUCCAGAAUGCAGGGAGAGCUGAGUGCUUCCAUGGACCUGCCUCCUCCAGGCAGGCCCCCAUCCUAUCAGAUGGAGCCAGAGGGUGCUUCCCUGGAAAUCCUGCUGAGACAAGGCAGCUGGGGAG